This is a messenger RNA of Tricharina praecox, 1020 nucleotides long. RefSeq lists its product as uncharacterized. The transcript is spliced from 2 exons. Lineage: Eukaryota; Fungi; Ascomycota; Pezizomycetes; Pezizales; Pyronemataceae. The coding region runs from base 115 to 909 and encodes 264 amino acids. The record is from RefSeq and is a predicted model, not a curated record.
AGUGCUCUGCGGUCGGUCGCUGGGCGAACCGGCGCCAACUGCUAAUCAACUGCUCGAACUACGAGCCGUCCGCGACGUUCUUAGGGCAAGCGAUCUGUAGCCUCCGGUACCGGUAUGCUGAUUCACCCCUCUCCGAUCGCGAGAACUCUCGAUCGUCUCUUGCCUCGCCUCACCUCACCGAGCACAUGCGGGGAAAAGGUACAUAGCCCCCAGGGCCAGGGAAGGGAAGGGAGGGACGCUGGUGGUGGUGGUGGUGGUGGUGGAGCCCAGAUAUUGCGAGCAGGCACAGGCAGGCACAGGCACAGGCUACAUAGAUGCCUGUACCUGUCACCAGGGCAAUAUAAAACCUACCUAUACAUACGGCACAGCAGGAUGGGACCUUCCCUCUCGUCCUUACCCGCGUUUGAGCGGUGGCGGCUAGUUAGCACUCUAUCUCGGCCAAUGGCGGCCGGCGCAUUUCAUUAUAUCGCGCGUCUGCUAUGGUAUUGCUGCGAGCUGCGGGCGAUAGCUCGUUCGUCCCUGCAGAUGGGGGUCGACGACUCGACGACGACUCGACGGGUCCUUGCUUGCUUGCUUGCUUGCACAUGUCGUGUCCGGUUCGCUCUACCCUGGUGCUGGCUGAUGGGAAAAAUUUAUCGGAUAACUACCAUGAAGAUAGUACAUAUCUGCCCAAGGGGGGGGGCAGUCCGACCCGUGGUCCGUGUGCUGUGUGCUGUGUGGGAGCGUAAACACCAAUCCGACGCACUUGGUUGGGGAUGGGGUCUAAGCGGCACAGCAGGUAGAAUAAUGAAGCUACCUACUUCCUUCACAACACAUAGGAACCGGGGAGAUAUGCCGGAUACGGAAGAAGAGGAGCUCCUGAAUUAUCUGACCACUAUGAUGAUUGUAUUGCGGGGAGAAUGGAGGUAGAGGGGAGGGGAGGGGAGAGGGGGGAGGGGAGGACAGUCUGGCGAGAGAGGAACGUGCGGUGCAGGCUCAGUAUUCUUCAGCCAUUGGGACUUGUAUAUAAAGUACGCAGUU